Achroia grisella is the source of this 1540-nucleotide messenger RNA. RefSeq names its product zinc finger protein weckle-like. The transcript is spliced from 5 exons. Bases 131 to 1429 code for a protein of 432 amino acids. Gene Ontology annotation, cellular component: nucleus. The record is from RefSeq and is a predicted model, not a curated record. NCBI's taxonomy places the organism in Eukaryota, Metazoa, Arthropoda, Insecta, Lepidoptera, Pyralidae. Gene Ontology annotation, molecular function: zinc ion binding.
UCUGUCACGUUCAGCCAAAAUUAUCAGAAUGAGUUCAAAAUUAAUAUUUCUGCCAUGAAUAUAUAAAUAACAAACGUUGUAUUUAACAACACUACAUAAUAAGGUGUAAGGUUUUUUAAAAAUCAGCAGUAUGAACGAUUUUAACAAUUUCGAAAAAACAAUAGUGCGUGAACUGUCAUGUCGUUUGUGUUUGUGCAAUGACGUUGUGAAACUCAAGCCGCUUAACACAGAAGUGAGACGGAAAAUCAAGAGGCUCUUCGAUGUCAUUGUGCGCGCAGAUGAUAACCUUCCAAAAGCAAUAUGCCACGAGUGUCUACAACAAGUAGGCGCGAUGCAUCUCUAUGCCGUCAAGGUUGAGAAAACACAAAAAUUCCUAGAUUUUCACAAACUGAAAAUCAUUGAAGAAAAUCGUGACCACCAUCCAAAUGAAAAUAGUAUGCAACCUACCAUAGCAAGACAAUCGACCCAUAAACUUACAGAUAUAUGUAAAAAAGCAACAAAUGUUACAAAAUCGUCCCCCACAGAGUUCCAACAAAGUGACGCUAAGGCAACGAAACCGAAGAUUCCAAAGAAAAAAUCCCCAUCGGAUAUGAAAUUCAUGGAGGCUAUGCCUCUAGAAGAAUUUGCAAAAACAGAAAGAGUAGAUAAAUCUUUACUAAAUAGCACCUCAUCAGCUAAUAAGUCAGUUGUACAGAAUUUUAUUACAAAAGAAGCAAGUAAAAAAAAGACUACUUUACUAGAAUCAACAGAUUUAGUGAACGACUCCUUAGAUUCCAUAGUUCUAAUAGAUGGCAAACCCGAAAAGCAAGGAGCGGCACUUGAUAAACAAAUUACACUAUUUUACCAAAUGCAAUGUUGUAUCUGCCACGAGAAAGGUUUUCAUUUCAGAUCUUUGAUGAAGCAUUAUAAAGAUAGACACGGCGUACCUGGCUAUGUUACUUGUUGCGAGAAAAAAUUCCAUUACUUCUAUCCGAAGAAGAUUAUCGAGCACAUGGCGUUCCACCUUCAACCAAACAUAUUCAUGUGUCCUAGUUGCCAUCAAAACUUUCAAACAUCUCAAGAACUCGUUGAACACCAGAGUAAUGGAGGACGAUCAGAAGGCAAGAUAAUCUGUCCGCGGUGUUCCGAGCGCUUCCCAACCUACCACGAGCUGGGCUGGCAUGUUAUAACACACCGUACGGACAAACAGCAAUGUGAUUAUUGUGGCAAAAUGUUGAAACACCACCAUCGCAAGAAAACUGUGAAUCACAUGGAAGACGUCAUACUAUGUUCACAAUGUGUUCGAACAUUAAAAAAUAUAGAAAAACAAGAAAAAGAUAUUAAAGAAAAAGUAAAAGCAAAGAGCAACGACGCCAUUACAUUGCAAAAGUAUCAGAAAUUUAGGCUGGCUAUGGGACUAUCAGGCGAAGAGGAAGCAUCAACAGAUUGAUAUUAAAGAUAUAAAAAAUAGUAAUACAUAAGUAAACCUUCUAUUAAUAUGGUUAAAAAUAUAAGUCUACAAUAUAAUAGUAUAUCUACAAUAAAACUACUUACUUCAAAU